AUGGAGAUGAAAGGGGUUGUUCAAGGCAGAGCAGGAGUGGGUGACACCAUUGGAGCAAGCGAAGAGGCAUUGGGCGACGCCCUCUCCAAGGUGGCUCAUGACGUCGAAUUCAGAGGAGGGGUGAGCAAAGGUCCUGUCAGAGUGGAGAUCGACGCUAAAGUGUCCUUGACAGCCAGUGACACACAGACUCAGGGGGGAUACAAGGCUGGCCCUGACGACGCCUUAUUAGCCGGGCUUAGCCUAGUCGAGCUGGGUACUGGCCCUAGCACUUUGGGCUUGGACUUUAGUGCCAAAUCAGGAGAGAGUGGUUAUGGCGCCAAAGUGGUAAAGAGAGGAAGCAGAGGUGGCGCCGUUGUGCUCCAAAUGGGCGAUGUUAUUGGGCUUGUGAGAGGCAGUGCCAGAUGGCUUGUGAGAGGUGAAGCAAUUGGAGUUGGGGCUAACGCCCUAGGCGAGAUCAAUAGGGAGGAGGGUGAUGCCGAAGUGAUCGGGGAGGCUAGCGGUCUCGAUGGCGCAAGCAAAGGCGAUGGGUACCAGAUAGUCGACGCCGGUGUAGGCUCGGGCGUACUUGUUCUUCAAACAGGUUUUGAGGGCGCUGCCACUGAGCCUCCAAUAGGUCGAUCCCUAAAAUUCAGUCGAAGCGCAACAUGGACGUAG
This is a messenger RNA of Ilex paraguariensis (yerba mate), 654 nucleotides long. NCBI's taxonomy places the organism in Eukaryota, Viridiplantae, Streptophyta, Magnoliopsida, Aquifoliales, Aquifoliaceae. The record is from the annotation of a GenBank genome assembly.